AAAAUCGAUUCAUUAAAUCGAAUCGAAUUGAGGUACAACAAAUCAAUUCCAUAAUAAAUUGAGCACUCAGAGAUCGAUUCACCCAGAAUCGAUUUUGUGAAUAUCAAUAAAAAAUGAGAAAUAAGUGUGAUAAAACUGUAACUGUGAAGUGUGAAUGGAAGGGGAGAUUGAAUAGCUAGCUAGUAGUUAGUAGCGCCACUUCUCUCACAGGCACGGGUCUCGUACUCUCGCGUCUCUUCAAUUCACGAUUCACGACUCACGGGAAAAAUUUUCCGAAUCAUCAAUAAAACAGUAUUAAAAAAUCGAUCUCACAAUUGAAAGAUCAAUUCGAAUAAUUAAUUAGUCGGAGAGAAUCGAUCUGAAAAAUCGAUUAAUCGUUGGUUAAUAAUCGAUUUUGGGAAAAAUCGAUCCUUAGAUCGGCAUCCCUAGUUGAUACUGUUGAGACGUGGUUGAGACCCACACAGUUCAUAGGCGUAUUGUUGUAACUGCGUCAGCUUGUUUUUUCCGUUGUAUGGUGUCUUUCUAAUUAAAAUAUAUUAACGGAACAAUCUCGAAAAACAAACAAAAAAAUUAAAAAAUAGAUAUUUAUCGAUUUUUCCCGGAAAUAGGACUUAUUCUGCUGCGCAUUAAUUUUCGGACUGAACACUAAUCGAAGAAUUUAUUCAAAGAAUAAAAACAUAUUAAACCGUGCCUUAACCUCUCGUGUCGAGGAAUAAAAAUUACUUAAUCUUGUAAUCACAUUAUCGUCGAAACACGUAUGUGUAUGUACGUGUAAAUUUGUAUACGUACAUCUUACUUCCGCAGUUAAUAAGAUUAGCUAAUGUAGAUUUUCUCGUGGACGCGGACCGGCUUUCUCAAUCUAUAUUAAAAUCGUGGUGGUGUUUUCCAUUGCAAUACGAAUGAAAAAAUAAAUAGUAUUUCAGUUCAUUUUUCUGAGGAAAGGAAAAAAAUUAUUUCCUAAUGAGUGGUAGAGCGACACACAGGUCAAGAACAACUGAACGUUCUUCAGAAAAGCAUAGAAAAAAGAAAAAGUCGAAAAAGCGUUCCAGUUCAUCUUCCGAAGAUUGUGUAAUAGUUACGGGGCAAAGAAAUUCUUGUGGCAAAGACAAGCGGCGAAAAUCACGAAAAAAAAAACAUCGUCGGAGGUAUGCAAGUGAUUCGAGUUCAAGCAAUUCGAGCAUAGUCAGAUUGAAACUCGAUGCAAAACCAAAACGAUUACUCGGCGAGCGUCCUGAAUUUUGUAAGAAUGUUAGACGCAGCUACGACGUUGGAAUUCCGCAAGAGUUCCGAAAUCAGGGGUUGCUCCGUUUGCAUCAAAAAGAGCAAAAGAAUGAAACAUUCGCCGGGAGUAAUUCGGGCCUAAUGGAACGGCGGGUACUAAAGGCUCUAGAUGAGGGAGCUCGAGAUGAAUUGUUGAGAAGGCAUUCUAACUCUAGUCAAGUUGCUAAGAAAUCUCGCAAGUCUCAUAAGAGAAGACGGUCUCUUUCUCGCUCCAGUUCAUCAAGCCGUAGCAGCUCCAGCGAGACUUCGAGCCUCGGCGACAGUUCCAGUAUGUCCAGCUCCAGUAGCAUCUCCAGUACGGAUAAACGAAGGAGAGAAAAGAGAAGAAAAAAAAAGAAAUUGGCAAAAAAAUUAUUGAAGCGUGAGACUAAAAAGCGAAGGGAGAUAAGGCGCAAGUUGAAAAAGAUAUUGGAAGUCAAAUCAGGAGUUUCUGUUGGGAAAACCAAACACCAAAUGAUCAAAGACCCUGAGGAUAGACUUCUUAAAGAUAUUAAUGUUGAAUUAGAGGACAGAGCUAGAGCCAUGGCUCCAAUGACGAGAGAAGAAUGGGAAAAAAAACAGAGUAUUGUGAGAAGAGUUUAUGACGAAGAGACAGGACGACACAGGUUGAUUAAGGGAGAUGGUGAAGUAUUGGAAGAGAUUGUCAGUAGAGAUAGACACAUGGCAAUAAAUAAAAAAGCUACCAAAGGCGAUGGAGAAUUUUUCCAAUCACGUCUCACAGUCAACAAGUGACCUUGUGCACCGUUUAUUACAAUAAAUUCCUCUGGAAAUCACUAAA
This is a messenger RNA of Venturia canescens, 2059 nucleotides long. Its product is annotated as ADP-ribosylation factor-like protein 6-interacting protein 4. The coding region runs from base 961 to 2013 and encodes 350 amino acids. The record is from RefSeq and is a predicted model, not a curated record. NCBI's taxonomy places the organism in Eukaryota, Metazoa, Arthropoda, Insecta, Hymenoptera, Ichneumonidae. The transcript has 2 exons.